UCCUUCAAUCAAACAAAAAGUUCGAACGUAACCUCACUUUAUCGCACGUGCAGUCCCAAAAUGAAGAAACCACGAAAACCUCUCGCAGUGCCUGCCAAAAAAACGCUCAACCCCUUCGAAGUGCACAUAAACAAACAAAAAAUGACGGUUUUAGGCCGGAAGACGAAAAACGACCGCGGUCUGCCCGGAGUGUCUCGAGCCAAAGCUCUGAAAAAACGCAAAGACACCCUUCUACAAGAGUACAAACUGCAGCACAAGUCCAACAGAUUCACGGAUAGACGAAUCGGUGAGCGGAAUCUAAAUAUGACCGACGAGGACAAAGUGGUGGCUCGGUACACCGCCAUUCGCAAGAAAGCCCACAAAAAGUCCAUUUUUAAUCUAGCGGACGACGAAGUUUUGACUCACAAAGGACAAACUCUGGCGGAAAUUGAGAAAUUCGAGGAUCCUCGAUCAGAUGAUGAGGAUAGUUUAGAAGAGGGUAAGUCUGGGAAUCUUGACGCCAAUUUUGUGGAAGAUGCGCAUUUCGGGGGCGGAAUUUUGCGGAAUACGGGGAAAGAAGGGGCGAAGACGCAUCGGGAGCUCAUCGAUGAGUUGAUAGCGGAGUCGAAGAAGCGAAAGGCUGAAAAACAGAAGGUGAAGGAGGCUACACUUGAACUCACUGAGAAGUUGGAUACAGAGUGGAAGGAUUUGCUACCUUUGGUUAGUAAAACUCAGAAGAAAGAUGAAGAAAAGACGGCGGUUGAUGAUUAUGACAAGGUGAUGAGGGAACUGAAAUUUGAAGCAAGGGGUACGGUGUCAGACAGGUUGAAGACUGAAGAUGAAAUAGCUAGAGAAGAAAAUCAGAAACUUGAAGAACUAGAACAGGAGAGGCAGGAGCGGAUGAAAGGGUUUGAAGAAGCAGAAAAGAAGAAUACGCACCGAAGCGCUGAUGAUUUAGACGACGAUUUAGUGUAUGAGUCUGAUCCAGAAUAUAUGUUGAGUUAUAACACAGAAGGGGAAGCUAAUUUGGAAAUAGAUGCUCAGAUUAAUGGCAAAAAUGUGGGUGAGAGUCACGACGAUGACGAAGAAGAAGCUGAAAACGAAGAAGAGGCCGACGACGAAAGCGCAGAAGAAGAUGACGACGCUAGUGAAGAAGACGAUAAUUUAUCAGAUCUUAAGGAUGACACAAGUGAAGACAGCGACGUUGAAGAGACACAAGAGACGGAACCGCGAACUAUUGAACCUGAUGGUGACUCUCUUAAAAAACAAGAAAUGAUGGAGAAAGCGAGACAAGAACUUCCUUACACUUUCAACUUACCAGACUCCUAUGAAUCUCUGCAAUCAUUGUUAGAAAAUCAAACCCCUAGUCACCAAGGUGUGAUUAUUGAAAGAAUGAUCAAAUGCAACCACCCGAGUCUUGCUGAAAAAAACAAACAAGGUCUUAAAGUACUUUUUGCUUAUUUAUUGCAACACUUGAAUGAUUGUGCAGAAGAUUCCAUGGAGAAAUGUUACACAACUUUUUCGGUUUUGACCCCACACCUUUUUGAUUUGACUCAAUUAGAUAAAGAAAAUGCGUAUCAUUCAAUCAAGGAAGUGAUCAAAGAGAAACAUGAAGAGUUUAGAAAAAACAAGAAAAAAUACCCCGGCUUGGAAAUUUUAAUUUUCUUAAAACUUGUCAGUUUGUUGUUUCCCACGUCGGAUUUUCGACACCAGGUUGUGACUCCGUGUUUUGUUUUUAUUGAACAGAUGUUGUACAAAUGUAGGAUAAAGUCUAGGAAAGAUAUAGCGUAUGGACUGUUUCUAGUGACUUUGGUUUUAGAGUAUACUACGUUAUCAAAACGAUAUCUACCGGCAGCGAUUAAUUAUCUAGGAGGUAUUUUACACAUGGCUGUUCCUAAAAUCGGGGUGAAAUUGAUCAAAGUUAACCCACCUUUCCAGCCAACUACAAAUUCGUUAGUUCUAUUUAAUGACUGUACUAGUGAAGAUAGUAGUUUAAAAAUGCGCUUAUCAGAUUUAGCAGAGGAAAAAAUCGACGAUUUAUUCAAAAUUAGGGUUUUAAAUACAACCCUCAAAUUAAUUGAGGAAUUUGACAAUAACUUUUCAGCCCUCCCUUCAAAUUUGGAAAUUUUUAAAGACAUUCUCGCGUAUAUGGAACUAUUACCAACACGAAAUUACCCUCAAAAAGUGUGUACGCAGUUUGAGAGAACCUCCCAACAAUUAAAAAGUAGAAGAAGCGAUAAAAACCUAGAUUAUGUAGUAAUGCCGGCGAAACGACCCAAGGCUUUACGUUUAUAUGAACCGAAAAUCGAGGAAGUUUUCGACGGCAAGAGACGGAAAGUUCAGUCUAAAGAAAAAGCCGAACGUGAUAAACUUUUACAUAAACUUAAGAAGGAAACCAAGGGGGCUUUGCGUGAAAUUCGAAGAGAUAAGUCGUUCCUUGGACGCGUUAAAAUUCAACGACGCAUGCAAAGUGAUAAUGAGAGGAGGGAGAAGGUUAAGAGGAUUUAUUCAGAGGCUGCAAUGCAACAGAGUGAACUGAAUAGCUUGGAGAGGAAGAAUAAACGAAAAAAGUAGAGUGAAAGAUCAAGACUGAGGUGAUACAAAUAUUUUGUAAUUGUGAAGUGAAAAUUUUUAUAUUAUUAUAAUUGUAAGAUAAUUUGCCAGAGAAUGAUUACUGGGAAAUAUAUAGUGUAAUGUAUAGCCUCUAGAAAUACAGGUAUUUCUAGGGGCUAUAAUGUAAUGUAUUAAUAAACGUUUUAUUUGAAAA
Molecule: messenger RNA, 2746 nt
Organism: Zophobas morio
Lineage: Eukaryota; Metazoa; Arthropoda; Insecta; Coleoptera; Tenebrionidae
Product: nucleolar protein 14 homolog
Exons: 4
Coding region: 61-2553 (830 amino acids)
Biological process (GO): maturation of SSU-rRNA
Cellular component (GO): Noc4p-Nop14p complex; small-subunit processome; nucleolus
Source: RefSeq, a predicted model, not a curated record